AUGCCGCCGGCACUAGUUCAGCAGAUUCUUCAGAAAGCCGAAGAGGAGGAGCUCAAGGCGCAGCAACUUGUUGAAGUUGAGAAGCAGAUUGAUCUCACCUACGAUUUGAGACACCUGGCCGCCUUUGAUCAGAAUCCCAUCGAUGUUGAGGAGUUUCGGUCUAACAAGGAGGCGUACCUUAGUGAGCUUGCCCGCGACAACACCCAGCUUGUAGUCAACCAGAUAUGGAGCACUUUGGAGACAAAGCGAGUCGACAAUGUCGUCGUGGCGGUGCUUCCACGAACGGCCAACUAUCUGCUGCCACGAGCAAAGCCAAUUCCAAAGGAAAAGCCACCUACCAAGUGGGAGGCAUACGCCAAGGAGAAGGGCAUUCAGAAGAAGAAGAAGGAGAAACUUGUCUGGGACGAUGUUGCUCGAGACUGGAAGCCUCGUUACGGCUUCCAUGGCAUCAAUCAGAAGAAGGAGCAGUGGAUGAUUGAGGUGCCCGAUAACAAGGACCCAAACGUGGACUACUUUGAGAAGCAGGCGGAAGAGAAGAAGGAGCGCUCCGCUAAAAACGAAGUCCAGCGGCUGAGAAACAUUGCUCGAUCGUCAAAGAUGCGCUUGCCAGGCACCGCCGGCCUUGUUCCCAACGCCGAGGUGCCCAAAUCGGACAUUGACAAAGCGAAGCACAUCGCCAAGCAUGCCACCGCCUCGCUGGGCAAGUUCACCGAGCGCCUGCCCGACGAGACUGAGCCGAAGAACCUGGGAAAGAAGCGCAAGUUUGAGUCGAACACUGCUGCCGACAUGUCGGAGGAGCGUUCAAAGAACCUGAAGCUCAUCGAUCAGGUGCUGGCCAGUCAAAAGAAGCCCAUCGACGACUCGGCGGAGGAGAGCGCCCUGAGGAGUGCCAAGAAGAGGGUGAGGGCGGCGAAACGAGGCGGUGGUGAUGAGGCGGGCGAGGAGGACAUUGGCGAUCGAUUCGACAAGAAGAAUCGAGCUGGAGCAGGUGGUGGCAAGAAAAAGGGUGGCAAGCCAUCGAAGGGCGGCCCUAAGGGAGGCAAAAGUAGUCCAGCGGUGAAAAAGUCCUUCAAGAAGGGACCACAGAUAACACGUUUCGUAAAUAUGUUGUAA
Messenger RNA from Rhagoletis zephyria (snowberry fruit fly), 1113 nucleotides. NCBI's taxonomy places the organism in Eukaryota, Metazoa, Arthropoda, Insecta, Diptera, Tephritidae. The record is from RefSeq and is a predicted model, not a curated record.